Messenger RNA from Oppiella nova, 1015 nucleotides. NCBI's taxonomy places the organism in Eukaryota, Metazoa, Arthropoda, Arachnida, Sarcoptiformes, Oppiidae. The record is from the annotation of a GenBank genome assembly.
AUGUUUGUGUCUAUUUUGGGUUCCGACGUGAACACAACUGAUCCCAAGUUGAGUGUUGACACGUGUUUGCACGCAAUGGUCAAAGCAAUUGGUCAUCACUUCUUGGCGGACGAGAGGGACCGCAAGUAUUACGCCGACUCUUACUCGUGUCGACCGCCGCCACUCUUCAUCGUCACCAUAACCCUCACUGAAUUGGCUUUCUUCAUAUUCUACUGGACCCAAGAGGGAGGUGUGAGCCCUUCAGGACCCGUUCCCGUCGACAGUAUGUUUAUCUACAGACCCGACAAAAGGAGUGAAAUCUGGAGAUUUGUCUUGUAUUUGGUAUUACACGCGGGUUGGGUUCACUUGUUUUUCAACUUAUUGGUGCAAAUGUUGGUGGGAUUGCCUCUUGAGAUGGUUCACGGGUCCACUCGAAUCGCAACCGUAUAUAUGGCAGGAGUUUUGGCCGGUUCAUUGGGGACAUCAGUGUUUGAUUCGGAUGUAUAUCUAGUCGGCGCUUCCGGUGGUGUAUACGCCCUAUUGGCCGCACACUUAGCCAAUGUAUUGCUGAACUACAAUCACAUGGUGUCGGGAACCUUACGACUUGUGGCCGUCUUAGUCGUCGCGUCGACUGACGUGGGGAUCGCCAUAUACGACAGGUAUGUCCACCCAAAUGCCGGUCCAGUUUCAUACGUGGCUCAUCUGACCGGAGCGUUGGCCGGACUUACGAUCGGUUUAAUAGUGUUAAAAAACUUUGAACAAAAACUUCACGAACAGCUCAUAUGGUGGAUAGCACUGGGAGUCUAUGGCGCCUGUGUUUUGUUCGCCAUUCUCUAUAACAUCUUCAACUGAUUUACUUAGUCAUCAAAAAGUAGUCACUUUUGGACGAUUCACUCAUUUAGUAAUCCAUAGCUUCUCAGGGAUUAUACUUAUGCUCAAAAUGAUUGCUUUUAUACAUUUGAUAUUCUUUUAUACUAUUUGAUACUCUAAACAAGUAAUCUCACCAGGCAUAAUACGAUUGCAUAUACAGUAACCC